This is a messenger RNA of Xyrauchen texanus (razorback sucker), 3956 nucleotides long. RefSeq names its product dapper homolog 2. NCBI's taxonomy places the organism in Eukaryota, Metazoa, Chordata, Actinopteri, Cypriniformes, Catostomidae. The record is from RefSeq and is a predicted model, not a curated record. The coding region runs from base 374 to 3349 and encodes 991 amino acids. Gene Ontology annotation, cellular component: cytoplasm. Gene Ontology annotation, biological process: negative regulation of nodal signaling pathway. The transcript has 4 exons.
CCUCAUCAGCAUCAUGAACGGGGUGAUAGUUAACGUGAUGUUUGUUGCGUCUCAAAAUGGUUAGGAGGGGAAGGAUAAUGGAUAAUCGGUUUAUCCACUCCAGCAAAUUUUAAUGUUUAAGACCUUGAAGUAUGCCUUUGUUCCAUGUGCCUCCGAAAGUUAGCUCUUGAGAUGCCUCGGUGCUGCAUUUUCUAGAGCUGGAGAGAUACAUUGUUACGGGCUUAAAAUUUUAAGCGUCGGCUCUCGUUAUACGGUUCUGCUCAUGUCACACAGCGUUGAUGCUGCAGUGACAGUCGAUGCUCUGGCUUCACAUAGAGGCGAGCGGUAAGUUCUCCCCUUCUGCUGCGAAGAAGAAACCGAUUUUGCGGGCACAAUGGCCGGGCGACGCGGGUGUGUGAAUUCACUAUGGUCGGGGAGCGAUCGGGUUCGCAUUGGAGAGCGGCUGAAAGCCACUCUAGCAGGCAUAAUGGAGCUGGACCUUCUCAGAGGACGACAGCUGGAGAUUGUGGAUGCGGUUCUGGACGUGAAUGCAGCAGCGGUCGCUCAGCAGGACGAAAGACAGGAGAGUGCCGCCGCCGCCGCCGAGGAUGGUGCCGCAACCUCCCGCAGGCAGCAGAGUCUGUCCCCAGCAAACCCUGAUCUGCCUUGCAUCAGCGCUACAGGAGAGGGGAUAAGCUCACGCUGGUCCACUCUGUCUUGGGACAUUCCAUCUGAUCUGCUGUCCUCACCCACCCCAGACCUCCCUGGCACUACACCGCUUGACUGCGACUCCAGACCCAGCUCAGGUUUCUACUCUGUCAGUGGGAGUUCUCUGUCUGACUCCUGUUAUUCAGUAUCUAGCGAGGCAGCUCCUGGAGGGUCAGUGAAAGUAGGUUGUAGGCCUCGCUCACUGGAUCAUAGUGUUACUCAUUGGAGGGAGGCUGAAUCUCAGCGUGCAGAAUGUCCUGAGGUGACAGUGGAGAAACAAGACAGAAGGCCCUUUUCUACUGGGGAUCUAGAGAUCAAUAGCCUAAUGUUCCUGACAGACCUGUGUUCCAGUCUGGGAGGGAUAAACCCUGGCUCCCUUUUACCUUCUUCGAACUCCAGUCCACAGCUGGAUCCCAGAUUCUGCUCAGACCUUGUCUCUCGAAAGACAAAAGAGGUCUACCCUUACCCCAGUCCACUCCAUGCUGUGGCCCUCCAGAGCCCCUUGUUCACCUCCUGCCAGGAGCCUUCCCCCACCCGCCUCUCCCCAAGCCCAGAGAGUGACCAACUUGUGGAGCCAGCACUUGAGGAGCCAGCACUUGAGGAACCUCCCAUGAAAAUCCAACCCCCACUCUCUUCUUCCUUUACUCAGCUGGAGCAAUAUAUCAACAGAUUAGUCCGUCAGCAUCACAGCAGGUUGGCAGCUGAAAUUGCCAGUCGUGGACCCCAAAAGAUCAUUGCAGGUGCCAUUUAUGAGGGAGUCCACCCCAGAAGUGCUUCCUCCUCCAGCCUGUCUGGAGGUAGUGUGACUCCAUGUAAGUCUAUACUGGGCAAUUCCGCAAGAGUCAGUCUGAGCAAUAUUGGUAAACAGGCAAGCCGCAAUUCCAUCAACCUUGGAAACUUGCCCUCUGUAACAGGAGAGGAUUUUAACAUCAGCUUCCACUUGAAUCUAAAUUUAAAUCUCAAUCCAAACCUGAACAAAACAUUGAGUUAUGAUGCUAAAAAUGUGAAAGAGGAAGUCUCAGGAUCAUGUGGGCAUCUCUCCGCCAGCAUAGUUACUCCAACUGCCUCCCCUUCCUCUUCUACGUCUACCAUCACCAGCACUCCAAACUGGAGCAGGAGACCAAGGAUCGCCACCUGCCCUUCCUCAGUGAACAAUCGUGGUUCUCUAGAGAUAACUGGAAAGACCUUUAGCCCAAUGGGCUUCUCAAAGUCAUUAGACUGGAGUGGCGCUUCAAGAGAAGAGGCAGGAGGUUGUCCUCCAUCCAAAGUGUCAGAUAGCCCUCCCAAACUCAAUGAGGACUCAACAGUUGUUUGUGAGAUUUCUCGUUUAUCUGGGCUGCCAAGAUCUGUAGUUCUUGGUUUGAUGGAGGAGGGGGUGGAAUUGGAUGCAGAAUGCUUUAGGAGUGAAAGAGAAAGAGGUGUUGGAUCAGCCUCUCCGAGUAAUGUUCCUACACUCCACUCCUCCCGGUCUUCAUUUCAGCAUCCAUUUGGAUUAGAUCGGACUAUGACACCAUCAUCAAAUUUCUGGACAGGAAGUGCAAGCACAGGACAGGACUACAUAUCCCAACAACACCGCCUACAAGUUUCCCACUCAGAUUGCCAUUCGGCACUGACGUCACAGUCAGGUAGCCCUCAUUCUGACAAUUCUGGGCCCACUCCUACUCGUACCUCUCCCAUCUUGCCCUUCCCACAAAAUCAGUCAGACCCUACCUCCUCUCCUGGUUCCUCCCACACUAGAGUACACUCACCUCCUCGCCUACUUUCCAAUUCACCAUUUACUCCUGCCCAGCUAUCAGUAUUUCGGCGUGACUCCCCCUCCCAAUGCUCUCUGCCACGUUUUCACCCAUGUAGUUCCCCACUUGAGGGCCCCAUUCGACCUCGAGGAGGAUCCCUCAGACAGAACGCAGGAACUGGAUGGAGGCCACAAGACAGUGGCUUGAGGAGGAGUGGUGAUGGAGAGAGGCUGUACCAGGGUAAACAUGCUUCCAGAGAGCUUAUCCGAGCAUCCACAGUGAGCAGUUAUUCAGGUAGGGACUACAGCACUGGAUGGGAGGAUGAAAUGAGCACUCCGACAUCUAAAAAGGGUGGAAAGUUUUGGAAGGGGUUUGAAACACGACUUUGGGGGAGAGAGGAAGAAGAUGCUGAGAGAGAUGAGCGGGCUGGUGGAUUCAGUUGGAGGCACACCUCGUUAAAAGAAACGUCAUCUAGUAGGCAGGAACAGAGAGGGAACAACUCAAAAAAGAAAGGUACAAGUUGGGAUGGCCGGAGCUCAAGCCUGCGAUUGUCCAGGCGAGCAUUAUUCCGAAGCGAGUCUCAGGGAAUUCUUGAGCCAAAUUCCCAGAAACGGGAAAACAAUCAGUGGCGUUCCUCCUUUGAAAUCAGCCGUUCAGGACGGGGCUCUGAACGUGGUCGCAAUCUUGUGAGAAUGGAAGAGAAACAUCACUCUUCAACUGCCAGUCUCUUCCAUCUCUCUCGUUCUCAGAGCCUGGAAGGAAGCAGCCACUCGAUUUCUCCUCUUUCCUCCCCAUCCCUCUCUCCCUCUCCACCCCCAUCAGCUCCUCUUACCCGUUCCAGAUCAUUCCGAGACCUUGGAAGGAAAGUCUUUGGAUCUAUGAGGUCCCUUAGUUUCAAUAAAAAUCCGAAAUCAAAAAAGAAAGAUUAAUAUUUAAAGUAUAAAGGCUCAAGUAUGCUUCAGUUUUCAGUGUGCCGGUGUGUCUCGUGCACAGUGCAUGUGACGCAGAUUCCGGACUGUCAAGUGCGCAGCCUAGUUUCUCUAGCCAGCCUGUGUUUUUGCAUGUUGUCUGAGGAUGUGACAGGCAUUGACUGUGCUAAAAGAUUAUCACAAAGCAGUCGCAGUGCAUACGUGUCGAAUUCGUCCUUAUGGGCUUGUGGUCAAGAGUAUAUUUUGAAAGGCGGAACACUCGACUGUGCACGAGACAGAACAGCACAUGGAAAAAUGAAGAAUAACCUUGCCUUGAGAACAUUUCAGAAUGUGAGAAACCAUGCUGCCGAUUUGUCCAAAUUUAAAUUUUUGCUUAUUUAGUUGCUUCUGCAUGCCAUUCCGUGCUGUGUCUCUGUGCACUCUUAUGACCAUAGUGUUGUUGUUUCUAUGAAAAUAUUAUGCUUCUAAAAGCACUAUUCAAAUAUAUGCUGACCAAAUACAAAGAAAGAAAAAUAUGUUGUAUAAACUCUGUGCUCAGGACUUUAUGAUGAAAGAAAAGAAAAUGUUAUUUGAAAUGAUUGUGCUAAAACAUGGAUAAAUAUCAAUA